AUGACUGGUCAUUUACAUCCCAAUACACUUAACGAUGCCUCUACAGGAACGCCAGGUGUAGUAGCUGGGGAAUUGGCGGCUGAAGAACAGAGUCUUAUUGGCCAUGAAUCUUCGAGUUAUGGAGCCACAAAUCCAGACGACGUUUCUGGCGCUGACGCUGAUGAUGACAAAGACUUUGCCAUGCCCAAGUCUCAGGUAUACAUUGUUGUUUCUAGUUUGUUUAUGGCAGCGUACUUGGCAGCUUUAGAUACUACCGUUGUGACGACGCUCUUGACCGAGAUUGCCUCGGAUUUGAACGCUAUCUCCAGCAUCUCGUGGAUUGCAACGGCAUACCUUUUGUCAUGCUCUGCCUUCCAGCCGUUGUUUGGGAAGUUGUCAGAUAUAUUCGGGAGGAAGGCCCUCUUGUUGUUGUGCUCGUUCUCCUUUGCUAUAGGAUGUUUCAUUUGCUCCACCGACUCGCUAAUUAUGAUCAUUGUUGGAAGAUUUAUCACUGGUAUCGGUGGUGGGGGGUUGACUUCCUUGGGGACCAUCACAAUGAGUGACAUAGUUCCCUUGAGAUCCAGGGGUUUGUACCAGGGAUUGGCUAACGUGUGCUUUGGCUUAGGGGCUGCCUCCGGUGGUGUCUUGGGUGGGUUUGUCGCUGAUAAGUUUGGCUGGAAGAACGUCUUUCUCUUGCAGGUUCCUCUUGCUGUUAUAGUCGGGGUUGCCAUCUACCUCAACUUGAAUUUGCCUGAAGGAUCGCCCGGUUUGGGUGCUCAGGGCGUUGACAUUAAGUCAAAAUUGAAGAGAGUUGAUUUCUUGGGCUCCAGUUUGUUGGUUUCUUCCUUGAUGGGGAUUAUGGCAGCUGCCUCCUUUGGUGGGAACGAAAUUGCCUACCUGCUGGCUACAUUCGUCAUUUUGUGCGCUGUCCUGUUUGCCUUGUUGGGUGGAUUCGUCUAUGUGGAGUUGUACGUUUCUCCAGAGCCUGUUCUUCCUCUAGAGUUGAUGGCUGACAGAACAGUUUUGUCGUCUUCGUUGACCAAUUGGUUCUAUACUAUGGGGGUUUUCACGUACUUGUUCUACAUCCCAAUCUACUACACGUCGGUUAUGGGGUUCACAGCUACUCAGAAUGGCCUUAGAUUGAUUCCAAACUUCUUUGGGGUCCUGUUCGGAUCUGUGGGUGCUGGUAUUUACAUGAAAACUACCGGUCGUUACUACAAGCUAGCGGUUCUUUCUGGUUUCGUAUCUCUCUACGGUGUUUUUAGAAUUUACACCAUUACUCCCUCAAUCUCCUUGUUGGACCAAUUCACUAUGACAAUCCCACCGGGAUUGGGAUACUCUUCAAUUUUGACUAUAACCUUGUUGUCUUUGAUUGCAGCUGUUCCAGCCAAGUACCAGGCAAGCACUACAUCAAUCCAGUAUACAUUUAGAGCAACUGGAUCAACCUUGGGAGUUUCCAUUGCCAGUGCCAUAUUCCAGAGCAUCUUGAAGUCUACGUUGACUUCUAGGAUUUAUCAAAUCGUGAGUGAUCCAAAUGAAGCCAAGGAGAUCAUUUCCAAGGCAUUAGAAAACGCCCAAUACUCGCAUGUUGCACCAAAAUUGGUCCAGCAGGCCAUUAGGGACUCAUACAACGAUGGAUGUAAGGGAGCGUUCGCUUUCACAGCUGCUACUGUAACUAUAGGGUUCUUAUGUUCUCUUUUUAUGAGGGAACAUGUGUUACACACAAGUAUUAACAGAGACUAG
Messenger RNA from Dujonia railenensis, 1722 nucleotides. The record is from the annotation of a GenBank genome assembly. NCBI's taxonomy places the organism in Eukaryota, Fungi, Ascomycota, Pichiomycetes, Serinales, Debaryomycetaceae.